Molecule: messenger RNA, 4514 nt
Organism: Salvelinus fontinalis (brook trout)
Lineage: Eukaryota; Metazoa; Chordata; Actinopteri; Salmoniformes; Salmonidae
Product: glutamate decarboxylase 1-like
Exons: 17
Coding region: 361-2127 (588 amino acids)
Biological process (GO): GABA biosynthetic process
Cellular component (GO): cytoplasm; presynaptic active zone
Molecular function (GO): pyridoxal phosphate binding; glutamate decarboxylase activity
Source: RefSeq, a predicted model, not a curated record
GAAGCUUAAUUUUGCGCCAGAGGGGGGAAAUGCUAUGACUCACGCGUGCGUGCGUAUAUAAGGGGAUAGGCGAUUCACGCACUAAUAAAUAAAUUAAAAAUGAAACAUUCUUGAGGGAAAAAAGGUCACUGGCGCGCUACUGGAUGUAAUUUGUCUCGAUGUCGUUGUUCCGGUGUUGUUGGCUUUGAACUGUCUUGCGUCUCAGAACGUUGGGUGGAUAGAGAACUGUAAUUCGGUUGUUUGGUCGUAGUUUCUCUCGACACGACAACCUGUGCACCCGCAGACGGUAAGAAACCGGUUGGAUAUUUCCGUUGAGAAUCUGAUAAGAGUCCCGGAGCGCACGGGAAUAACGGAGGACUAAUGGCCACGUCUGAACCGACAGCCACUGGCGGGGACCAGGACCCCAACUCUGCCAAUUUACGACCUUCAUCUACAAACUAUGACGCGUGGAUGCAAGGCUGCACGCGGAAACUGGGUUUGAAGAUCUGUGGGUUCCUGCAGAAGAACAACAGUCUUGGGGAGGAAGGCCGGCUCGCAGGCUCACUCUCAGAACGCCAGAAGAACCUGUACUCCUGUGACAACAGCGACCGGGAUGCCCGUUUCCGCCGCACUGAGACCGAUUUUUCCAACAUGUUCGCGAGAGAUUUACUUCCCGCCAAAAACGGAGAAGAGGCGACUAUGCAGUUCUUGUUGGAACUUGUGGGCAUCCUCACCAACUACGUCAGGAAUACGUUUGACCGUUCCACCAAGGUUCUGGACUUCCACCACCCUCACCAGCUGCUCGAGGGCAUGGAGGGAUUCAACCUCGAGCUCUCUGACCAGCCAGAGUCCCUCGAGCAGAUCCUCGUGGACUGCAGGGACACGCUCAAGUACGGCGUGCGAACAGGUCAUCCACGGUUCUUCAACCAGCUGUCCACGGGGCUGGACAUCAUUGGGCUGGCUGGGGAGUGGCUCACCUCCACAGCCAACACCAACAUGUUCACCUAUGAGAUUGCUCCAGUGUUUGUCCUGAUGGAGCAGCUGACGUUGAAGAAGAUGAGAGAGAUGAUUGGCUGGCCCUCGGGAGAGGGGGACGGCAUAUUCUCACCAGGGGGCGCCAUCUCUAACAUGUACAGUGUGAUGAUUGCUCGCUACAAGUACUUCCCAGAGGUCAAGACCAGGGGCAUGUCUGCCGCUCCCCGCCUGGUGCUCUUCACAUCAGAACAUAGCCACUACUCUAUCAAGAAGGCCGGGGCAGCUCUGGGCUUUGGCUCUGAGAAUGUGGUCCUGCUGAGCACAGAUGAGAGGGGGAGAGUUAUUCCUGCUGAUCUAGAAGCUAAGAUCCUCGAUGUCAAGCAGAAGGGUUACCAUCCUCUGUUUGUGAAUGCUACAGCUGGUUCUACAGUCUACGGAGCAUUUGACCCCAUCAAUGAGAUCGCUGACAUCUGUGAAAAAUACGACAUGUGGCUGCACGUAGACGGUGCAUGGGGAGGUGGUCUUCUGAUGUCCAGGAAGCAUCGCCAUAAGUUCAGCGGAGUAGAGAGGGCUAACUCUGUCACGUGGAAUCCUCACAAGAUGAUGGGAGUGCCUCUACAGUGCUCCGCCAUCCUAGUCAGAGAAAAGGGUAUUCUGGCAGGCUGUAACUCGAUGUGUGCUGGGUACCUGUUCCAGCCCGAUAAACAGUAUGAUGUCAGCUAUGACACGGGAGACAAGGCCAUCCAGUGUGGCCGACACGUUGACAUCUUCAAGUUCUGGCUCAUGUGGAAGGCCAAGGGCACUAUAGGGUUUGAGCAGCACAUUGACAAGUGUCUGGACCUGUCUCAGUACCUCUACGACAAGAUCAGAAACAGACAGGGAUACGAGAUGGUGUUCCAGGGAGUGCCCCAGCACACCAACGUGUGUUUCUGGUACAUCCCACCCAGUCUGAGAGGCUUGGAACACAACAGUGAGGAGUAUCGAGAAAAACUUCACAAGGUGGCACCCAAGAUCAAGGCAAUGAUGAUGGAGUCAGGGACGACCAUGGUGGGCUACCAGCCUCAGGGCCAGAAGGUCAAUUUCUUCCGCAUGGUCGUCUCCAACCCCGCAGCCCUCCAGUCAGACAUUGACUUCCUCAUUGACGAAAUCGAGAGGCUGGGGCAUGACCUGUAAACAGUGCCACCCCAGUGGGCAGACGCCAAAACUGUAGUUUUCAAUGUUUUACCUGUGACCAUAAGAAUCGGCUCUGAGAUAAAAACAAUUUGAGCUGUUCUUGAUUUGUCCUAAACAAUUCUCUCCAUAGGUAGAAUGUGUAAACCAGAGCCUUCAUGGUGUGGUGGGUACACACUGCGAUACUACAUUUUUACUAACGUGUGUAGAGUCCUGUGUUGUGUGUUUGUGUUCUAGUCCGUCAGUCGUCCAGUAAUCAUCUGUCUAUCUGUGUUGUACAGAGGAUUCAUAAGAGGAACCAUGGUAACGUAACACAGGGAAACCAUCUACAUCUGUGUGUGUGUGUGUGUGUGUGUGUGUGUGUGUGUGUGUGUGUGUGUGUGUGUUUGUGUGUUUGUGUGUUUGUGUGUGUGUGUGUGUGUGUGUGUGUGUGUGUGUGUGUGUGUGUGUGUGUGUGUGUGUGUGUGUGUGUGUGUGUGUGUGUGUGAAUACAAAGAAAUGCUUGAGAGCACAUAUAGUAUAGUGUACACAUUUUGCCCCCAGAACAGCCUCAAUUCGUCAAGGAAUGGACUCCACAAGGUGUCAAAAGCGUUCCACAGGGAUGUUGGCCCAUGUUGACUCCAAUGCUUCCCACAGUUGUUUCAAGUUUGCUGGAUGUCUUUUCGGUGGUGGACCAUUCUUGAUUUACACGGGAAACUAUUGAGUGUGAAAAACCCAGCAGCUUUGCAGUUCUUGACACAAACAGGUGCGCCUGGCACCUAAUACCAUACCCUGUUCAAAGGCACCUAAUACCAUACCCUGUUCAAAGGCACCUAAUACCAUACCCUGUUCAAAGGCACCUAAUACCAUACCCUGUUUAAAGGCACCUAAUACCAUACCCUGUUCAAAGGCACCUAAUACCAUACCCUGUUUAAAGGCACCUAAUUCCAUACUCUGUUCAAAGGCACCUACAUCUUUAGUCUUGCCCAUUCACCCUCUGAUUGGCACUCAUACACAAUCCAUGUCUCAAUUGUCUCAACGCUUAAAAAUCCUUAUUUAACCCGUCUAUUCCCCUUCAUCUACACUGAUUGAAGUGGAUUUAACAAGUGACAUCAAUAAGUGAUCAUAGCUUCACCUGGAUUCACCUGGUCAGUCUGUCAUGGAAAGAGCAGGUGUUCUUAAUGUUUUGUACACUCAGUGUAUUGUGAUAUUAUGAUAUACGAGAUACUUCAUUUGAGUUCAGUGUAUAUAGGAUCAUUCUAGAGCCAGAUGUACCAACUCUAAGCGUUAAACCUUGAACUCCAUUGUGUGUUUUGUGGUGGUGUGUGUGUGUGUGUGUAACAGUGUGUGUACCCUGUGCUGUAACCUAACGCUGUAUUGACCUUUGAACUAUGACCUUAGUGUUAACUGUCAGAUGACGUUGCCCCUGUAUACUGAUCUAAGGUCACUGUUAUGUUUUUCUGCCUUAUGGUUAAUAUUUGGGUUUGGGGGAGGGUGAGCUGAUCCUAGAUCUUUGUCUAAAAGCGACUUCUACUUGCAGCGUGUAAAAAACGGUCUCCUUGCGCGUGUGAAACAAGCCUACAGUAUGGGUCAGUGCUAUCCGGGUUCAUUGGGAUGUCCCUACCCCGUACCCUAACCUUAACCAUAACCCUUACCCAAUCCUAAACCUUUACUUAACCAUUUAAAAGUUCUACUUCAAUGGGGUAAGGACGUUCCAAGUAUCCCGGAUAGCAUGGACCAAACAGUAUGUGACCAUUUUUGCAAAUGUUUAAAUACUAACAUGAUAAUGAUAUAUAUAAAUAUGCUUAAUUUAUAGCAUUACGAGUGUUUUAAAAGUCAGGUAUUGUCUUCCAUUUGUAUGAGUAUCUUUGAUUGAUAUUCUAUAGCCUCUAUGUGUUCUGUAGAUUCUGAUUAGUAAUGUCAUUAAUCAAUUAUAUUAUAGUGAAUUUGUGAGCCAAAGAAAGUGAAUGUUUUGCAGUGAUCAGAUUGUCUGUAUGAUACUUACUUAUUAUGAGAUUAUAAAGAAAUAGAUCUUGUCUGACAGGAAUAUAAUUACAUUAAUGUAAUAUACUAAAUUAUACUGUCUGUAUUAUAUACCUUCAGUGUUUUGGGAACUCAUUGGGAAAUCAAAGAGUUUCAGUUCGUGUCUUUGCACAAUACUAUCCUUCUUUAUUUAUUUCAUUUUAAAUGGAUAUGUAUUGCAGUAAGUUAAGAAUUAUGUCAUUAUAAAUAUAUCUUUAUGGUAUGUAGGAACCAGCUAAAUAAACUGCACAAUGACCUAAAUCAUGUGACCAAUUUGGAUGUGUAUGAAGCCGUAGUGGGAGGUUUGUCAUUAGGAAGGUACAGUAGGCACUUUAACUCACAAUCAUGCAAUGUUGCAGCUCCAAUAAAGUCUAUGUCUGUUGUUUCAA